UAUUGAAAAAAAAAUGUAAAAAUCUUUUAUCUUCUCUUUUAUGUGAAUCAGCGAGUCAAAAUCAGUGCAUCUUCUGAUUUAUUUUGAUAGGUGGACAUUGAUUAAAAAUCAAUAAGUAACUAAUCAAUUAAACAAUUAUCCCGACACAUCGCGCGCUGCAGAGUGCAUAUGUGACGUCACAGGUCGAGCAUCAACAACGAAGUAAAGGGAAAAAUUGACCAUUUUUGUUCGCUAAUUACGUCGCCAUUUUGAGAAAGAAAAUUGUGUGACUUUGCAGACAGUGAGAUCGAGCAUUUAACUUGUGAUUUAUGAAAGAUUACAGCUAUGUAGCAGAGGUUUGUGGAAAGAUGGUUUUACAUGUUUGUUGAUGAAGAACUGUACACAUAGAAUGGUUGUAUAGUUUGAAGCCGGCGUACAUAGACAGGCUGAUAAAUUUUACAAUGGACAAUGUAAACCUAGGUGGAUUGGAUCCGAGAAAGGCAGAAUUGUUAGAAGCAAGGUUUUAUGGGAGGUUUCAGCCUUUGAAUAUACCACCACAAAUGAAUGUGAUGUCACAACAACAAGUACCGAUGCCCAGUGAAAGUAACAGUAAUAUGAGUGGAGGCUCCCUGGAUCGGGAGGAGCAGGAGAUCCACACUCCAGAAAAGAGAACACCAUCCGAGAGAAAGAGAAAAAGGAAACCAACAAACAGUGACAGCAAUCAUGAUGGUUCACUUCUGGCGAAAACCGGAAGACCAGAAGCAAAUGGAAAGAAAAUCAAUGAGUAUUUUAAGCAACAAUGCCAGUCUCCUAGUCGUAGUCAGCAGUGUGUCUCUACCAUAGGCACCAAGUCACCCUCACCCCAAGGUGUUCAAUAUUCGUAUAUGGCAUCAUCUCCGCAGAGCAGUAAUUCAAACAGUAUGCACAGUUACCCAGCUUUGUUCUUCUCUGCUAAAGCUAUACAGACCGAGUUAUCUGCUAUGCAGCUGAAAGCUUUAGAAAGUGGGGCAUCCAAUGAUAUAGCUGAGAAAGAUCAACGAAUAGAAGACCUAAAUAGGCAAAAUGAAGAACUGCGACGGCAGCUUACUGCACAACAAAAAUUAAUUGAAAAACAUAAAGAAAAUCUACAAAAAUGUUUAAAUGUCAACAAAACAUUAUUAAUAGAAAAGAGUUGUUUAGAAAAGAAAACUACGCGGCAGAAAAGUAUGGAAAACCGACUGCGAUUAGGGCAAUUUGUUACACAGAGACAGGGAGCUACCUUUGUUGAGAAUUGGGUUGAUGGCUGGGCCUUCACAGAUCUGAUGAAACAACAAGAACGGAUAGCUCAAGAAAGAGAAGAGAUAGAGAAGCAGAGGAAGUUGUUGCUGAAAAGAAAACCGACAUCCACUAUAUCCAAAAAUACCAAGGACGGAUUUCUUAAACCUGGCACAACUGAAAAAUUGUUAACGUUUCCUGAGUUUUAUGAAAGAGAUGACAUCAUGAAGUUGCGGCAAGCUGCACUUAAAAAAGAAGAUGUUGAUUUACAGUUAGAACUUGAAAAGUUAGAACGAGAGAGAAAUCUUCAUAUACGUGAGCUCAAACGCAUACACAAUGAAGACAGUUCCAGAUUUAAAGACCAUCCAAUUCUAAAUGAGAGAUAUUUAUUGUUAAAUCUCAUUGGAAAGGGAGGAUUUAGCGAAGUUCAUAAAGGCUUUGAUCUAAAAGAGCAAAGAUAUGUAGCGUGUAAAAUACAUCAGUUAAACAGAGAGUGGAAGGAUGACAAGAAAGCAAAUUAUAUAAAGCAUGCAUUACGGGAGUACAAGAUACACAAAAGCUUGGAUCAUCCCAGAAUAGUGAGACUGUAUGAUGUAUUUGAAAUAGACAAUAAUUCAUUUUGUACAGUGUUAGAGUAUUGUGAAGGAAAUGACUUGGACUUUUACUUGAAGCAGAACAAGUGUAUUCCGGAGAAAGAGGCACGCUCGAUAAUCUGUCAGACAGUGAGCGCCCUCAAAUAUCUCAAUGAAAUCAAGCCGCCUGUGAUCCAUUAUGACCUGAAGCCUGGAAACCUUCUAUUGGGACAUCCAGCCACAAAUGCUUCAUUGUUAUCUACGUCAGUGAGUGGAGAGAUCAAGAUUACAGAUUUUGGUCUCAGUAAGAUCAUGGAUGAUGAAUCUGCCACACCAGAUGGUAUGGAUCUUACGUCACAAGGAGCAGGAACCUACUGGUAUUUGCCUCCAGAGUGUUUUAUGGUAGGGAAAAACCCUCCAAAAAUCUCAUCUAAAGUGGAUGUAUGGUCAGUAGGUGUGAUAUUCUACCAAUGCCUGUAUGGGAAAAAACCAUUUGGUCACAACCUGUCUCAGGCAGCUAUUUUAGAGGAGAACACAAUAUUGAAUGCAAAGGAGGUGGAAUUUCCAUCCAAACCUCCAGUCACUCCAGAGGCCAAGAACUUUAUCCGCAAGUGUCUACAGUACAAGAAGGAGAUGAGACCCGACGUAUUACAGCUGGCAACAGAUGAUUAUCUUAAACCAGCUGCAAUGAAGGCAAAAGGAGGUCACAUAAAUGCAGACUACUUGAUGAGUGCUACGACUCCAAGCGGUGCUGCUAAUGCCAUGAAUGUUAGUGCAUCAAGUUCGAACUUGUCUUCACAGUCACCAAGUUUUUCAUUUGGCGACAAACUCACGUAGUAUUAACUUAAUGUAUAUUAGAAUUUUUUUGAAAUUUACAUUUACUUCUUUCAAAGAAAAGACUUAAAGGCUGUUCCAACAUAUAUUAAAAGCUUGGCGAAGAAAAAAAUCUGUGAUUCAUGUGUUGGGAGGAUGUGUAGUCGGCAUUGUUGUUGGUUAUUGUGUUAACACAUAUGCAGUUGUAUCAAUAUAAGAGUUGUGUGCUGGAGUUUCUGACAUUGGAUGGAUCUGUGUGGAUGUACAUAGUAUGUAUAGUGUUCAGCAAUACAAAGUGUGAUAAUAAUGAAAAAAAAAAAUGAUGGAAAAAAGAUGUGAUGAAAAAAAAGAAAAAUCAAAACGGAAUGGUGCAGAAGAUAUUUCCAUUCAAAAAAUAGGAAGUGGUGAACUAAUACAGUUGAUUUCUUCAACAUACAUAUUGUAAAUUGGGCAGUGGACGAUCUAUAUAAGAAGUGAAGUCUAGCGUCUGGAUUCAUGUGAUUUUCUAGUACAUGUGGAAUGGAAAUACAUCCAAAUAGAGCAAAAAAUCUUCAAGACUAAACUUGUAACAAAAAGAGAAGGUUAAAUUCAACAGCAUGUAUAUUAUAUAUUGAGUCAUGCAAUGAACAGGUACCUAUGGAAAGGAAAUGCGUAAUAAAAGAGCAAAAGAUUUUCAAGACAAACUUGUAACAAAAAAAGAAGAUGGUUAAGUUCUAUAGCUUGUAUAUUACAUGUGUUGCAAUAAAUGUAUAUUGAUAUAGUUUUCUUACAGAGGUUUAUGGGUUAACAGAUAAAUUUCCUUUUUUUAAUACGAAAGGUUUAUUUUUUGAAAAUAGUAAAUCUAUUAUAAAAUACAGUUGAAUGCUUGUGUGUAGGGCGGCUUUUUUACAUAAAAAUAGAUAUGAAAGACCCAGUUGUGCAAAAAAGUAUGUUGGUCAUGACAGAUUACCAGGCAAAUUCUUCUAGCCUUCUAUCACCGCUUUAUUUCUGAUCACAGUUCAACUUUAGAUUUUUACAAUUUUAGGUUUACAAAUUUAGAAGUUACAAAAAUCAGCUGCUGUAAGAACAUUUAUUGAUAGAAUGCUAUAAUUUCUAUUUGAUAUAAAUGCUAUUGAAUACUGUUCAGUAACAAGGAUGUUAGAGAAAUAUUUGAUCAAGUUGUCCGACAUUGUUUCAAAAAAGUCAAUAAUGCCUCUUAAAUCUAAUAUUAUUACUGCAACUCUUGAUCAAGAAUAUUAUGUAUGCUGAAAGAAGGUCACGAUAAAACACUUAAGAUAUGCAUUGCCAACUGCUUGACUUAAAUUGCAAUAAUUUUUAACUUUCACAACGUUCAGUAUUUUCAAUAACAGUGUUUCCUUUAUUGAGUAGAAGUGUUUUUAUAUAGCAAGCCUUACAGAGUAUUAUUUUGGUAGGACAGAUGUAACACAGUAGAAAAUGUUACUGAGCUAAUCACCUGAUGUGUCAAGUCUGUGAUUUAAUGUAGUUUUUCAUGUAAGGCUCCCAUGUUUACACUUUUAAACAAGUCCAUGUCGUGUUGAUUGGUAAACAUUUACAAAAUUUCUACCUGGUUUAAGGGAACGAUCACGUGUUAAACUAUGGAAGACUUGUCAGCUCGUAAAAUUGAAUAAAAUCAAGUAUUUUUCUGCCUGUUGAUAAUAAUAGAACAUAAAGCUUCCAUUAUUUGGACAGAACUUAACAAUGUAAGAAGGCUGUGUACAGCCUAAAAUUGAUUUGAUUAAAAUGAAUAAAUCUAUUUUUGCAACGUAAUUGUAUCAAACAGUACCAAACAUUACGUAAAAAUGUCAGAACAGCAUGACCUUUGCAAAAAUGUUAUAUGCCAUGAUUUUUUUUUAAAAAAAGGUUUCCGGUUUAAUUUGAGAAAAUAAUGCAUUUAGAACUUUGGGCCCCUUUUAAAGAAGGGUGGCCGAGUGGUUAAGGUAGCUGACUUCAGAUCACUUGCCUCUCAUCGAUGUGUGUUCAAGCCUCACUGGCUGCCUUACAGUAGGUCGGUGGUUCUACCCAGGUGCCCAUUGGUGAUGAAAUAAUGCACAGAGGGGCACCUGGGGUCUUCCUCCACCAUCUAAAGCUGGAAAGUCACCAUAUGACCUAUAAUUGUGUCAGUGCGAUGUUAAACCCAACAAAUAAAUAAAUAAAUAUCCUUUAUAGAAGGGAAAAAGUCACCCAGAGUGAAAACAGAAUGCAAUGAUUGAAGGUUGUUUAAAAGAUCUUGGAAAAUUAACUAAAUUCUGUAAACGUGGGAGCAUUAAUUAGGUUCAUGUAGGAAUUUGUCUUCAUCUGUAAUUUUUGUUUAACUUUUUCUUUGCAGUGUUCUGCAUUACUUGUUGUUUUUAAUUAGUUUGUGACUUAUUUCUUUAAUGAAAUUUAUGGAACAAAUUACAGUUAUUUGGGUAGAGUCGGGGGGAAAUGAUAAUUUUUUCUGAGGUUGAAACUUUACAAAAACCAAUUAAUGGCAGCACAAAAUUAAGUAAAUAAUUGCCAGUGUUUCAGUGUAAACUAUAGUAUAUAUAAAAAAAAUAUAUAUUUAAGCCAAUGACGCAAUGCUCAGUUGCUUUUUUUGAAAAAUGAAUUUUUGAAAUUUUUGCUAGUUUACUAAGGGAUAGAAUGUUUCGAAAGUUUAGUUACACAUGUAGUUUAUGAUAAUUUUUGAAAGGGUCUUAUAAUAACAUGUGUAUGGAUGAAAUUGUCUGUUCACAAACUUCAUGAAAAAUACUUGACCAAGCAAGAAGUGAUUUUUUUGUCAGCAUUAAUUGUGCUAAAUGUUGAUUUCGAGUUGUUGUUGUUGUCAUUAAAUGGGAAUCAUAUGUCGUGUGAUCUUGCCACAGUCAUGUUAUAUUUACCAUAUAGUCAUGUAACUUGGUGGGAAGGUUUUUUUUUGCAUAUUGAUUGAAUAUGAAGGCUUAAAAAAAAUGUGAUAAUGCAUCAAAAUGUGCUGAUAUCUUAUAUGAGCCAUGCCAUGGGAAAACCAACAUAGUGGGUAUGCGACCAGCAUGGAUCCAGACCAGCCUGCGCAUCCGCGCAGUCUGGUCAGGAUCCAUGCUGUUGGCUUAUAGUUUCUCCAAUUCCAAUAGGCUUUAAAAGCGAACAGCAUGGAGCCUGACCAGACUGCGCGGAUGCGCAGGUUGGUCUGGAUCCAUGCUGGUCGCAUACCCACUAUGUUGGUUUUCUCAUGGCGCGGCUCAUAUAGAUUGUUGGAAUUAGUUGAAGAUACAUUGUACAUGAAGUGAUACCUGACUGCCCUGAAGGCGCAUUUAUUUGAGCAGUUAGCAGACCUUCAUGCUAUGGUCCUAAUGCACUCUGUGAUUAUAGUGUAUAGAUUGUCAGUAACAGAUUGUUUCUGUAUCAAGUUUUUCUUGUUUCAGUUCUACAGCAUAAUAUUUGAUACACCAUUCAGUAUGAAAUGACAGUGCAGCACGCAAUGUAUGAAUAAGGGCUGCGUUUUAGAUCUGUUUUAAGGAUAUGCUAUUCAGCAUACUUGAUACUUUUCUGUGAAAAUGCCAGACCGUAUAGCCCAUUGUCUUCGCGCAAGAAGGGGAGAGCAGGUCUUCUGAUCAAUUGGUCUAUGAGGUUGAUCCGGGAGGUGGGUGAGGGGUAUGUUGUCCACUUGGAUUUGAUAAGACAUUGUGUCUGAAAUUAUUCAAUGGCCUCCACUGAUAUUGGCAGCUACUUGCAGAGGGCAGAUUAGUUCUUGUAAACAAUCUAGGAUUACUGGUAAGAUUAAAAGUCGGUUAUUACAUAACUGAAACACUGUCAAUGAAAAACCGCGCUAAACCAAAAAAAAAGAUAAAAACACCCUUAACCUUUAUGAAAGGUCUUCCCUUAAUACUGACUGGGCUUUCACUUCUAUAAAGUGCUAACUUUUUGUUUAAUAAUGGCAGUUAUGCUGCUUGCUUACACAAUUCUUGUCCUUUACUGCCUAGUCAAUCGGCAACAGAUUUGUGACAGUAGGAAUUAUAUACCCAAGUAAUAAGAGAUGAAUAUUUUCAUGAAAACAAAUCCUGCUUUUUUUUUUCCAACAUAAGUCUGCCCUGAGAUUUAAUACCUUUGGCAUGUUUUCUAAAUGACUGCAGAUUUUCGGCUUUUUUUUUUUUUAAUGUGUAACAAAUGAAGAGAUUUUGUUACUUAGGACAGAUUAAUGUUUUGCAUGCUUGAUGAGAUGAAAUUACUAUUUUGCAGUAUUCAUGACAUAUGUGAAAAUUGUCAGGACAACAGUUCCGUUUUAAUAAUCUAAAUCAUUAUAUAUAAAUUAAAUCAGUGGCUGUUUCACUGAUGCAUGUCACUUUAAAAUGCACUAAGAGAUUUUAGUAGGAUGAGAUGGUAUAAAAUUGGCGUCACUGCUUACAUUCCUACUAGUCUAGAUUAAAUAAAUAUGUGAUUGUCAAAGUUGCUAUAAUUGUACAAUUGUGCCAUGCUAUGUCUCUGCACAGGUCUGUGAUUUAUUAGGACUGGUUCUGAAUUCAGGCGUCUCAGUUUACAGAAUUGCCUUAAUUAAAUAUUGGGGAAAAGACAAUUUAGAAUUUGGAAAGUUUUUUCAGGUUUUGUACUGAAUCCCAGGUCUGUCUACAGUUCUUUUCAAAUUUCAUAAUUAAUUUUGGUGUUUGAAAAAAAAGUUACAGCAUUUUUAAAUUGCAAACUUUGCGAUAUUCAGUGCCGUCUUAAAAUAAGGGGGACAAGGUAAAAAUAGAUAAUUUUUCACCUGAAUAUAGAGUCCUGUUAUUCGUUAUAUGUUUAAUGGUUUUCAAAUAGUCAAGAUCUUUGUGUAGUUUAUUGCCUGACUUACAAUGAUUCAGGGUUUAGUUGUGCAGGAAUUGAAUAUCCAAGCAUUUUAUGUUCAUACAAUUUUGCAGUUGAAAAUAUCUUACGGGGGUAGAGGUAGGGGGGUGGGGGCACUGAAUGAAUGGAGUUAAUAAGAUAUACAGUAUUUCAAUAUCUAUGUAUAUCAAGACAACAUUAUUUUCAAAGAUAUUGAACAAUUAGUUUAGAUGAAGCAGUAAAUGUUCAAUGCUCUUAACAGUUAUUUAUUUUUUGCUACAGUUAUUUAAUUUCUUUGGUGCAGUGUACUUAAGUACACUAUAAUUUCAUAAUUAGAUUUAUUUAAGUUGCUGACUAUCUCUGAUUCUUUUGAAACUUCUAUUACUGAACCUGUGUAACUUGUAUCUUUUGUUUUAAUCUAUUUAAUUUGUCUUACAAUUAAAGUGUCUACAAGGUAUUUUUUUUGACCGGCAUUGGUAAAGAUUUUUGUUUAGGUCCAUUUUCUCUUUAAAACAAGAGCUAAAGCUUUGAAACUUGUACACUUAUUUAUUACCUCAACUUGAGCAUGAAGUUCUCAUGGUGAGCUUUUAGGAUUGUUGGAUGUUCAUCAUCAGUCCAUAUCAGUCCAAUUGCCAUGGCAACCAAAAUUAAAAAGUUUUUUAAAAAUUUCAAAACCACUAAUUAGCCAGAUUUCGAAAUAGUUUUACAGCAGUGUUACUUCAGUGACCGUCUACUAAUCCUUGAUAUAAUACAGUUUUGUUAAAAAACAUGGACACCAGGGGCAGGGCUAGUUUAAGCUCUAUGAAUGUAUGGAAAACUUCGAAAAUCUCUGCUUAAACUGCUGGCCUAAUUUUAGAAUUAUUUCACAACAUCGUUUCCAAAAUAAUUUGAACAGCUCUGAAUGUCAGGUGAGUGAUCUAGGGCCAUCACGGCCUCUUGUUUGAAAAAGGAGUCUAAAUGGACAGUCUGUUAGUUAAUCUUUGUGACUGCAUCUGGUUCACUCAAGGUUUUGAAAUAAUUUAAUAUUAACAAGCCAUCCAGCUGGUAGACAGAAGAUUGAUGACUUUAUCUAGGUCUUUCCAGCCGACGUUUAACAAUAUUUUGAAGGGCUGGAUGUUCUGUGUAGUCACAUAUGUUUAUGGGGUUUUGUUAAUUUUAGUAAGUAAAUCAGUUGCUGUGAGUGUUGAAAUACAAUCAUGUUUCUCAUGUCUGGUUAACUAAGAGAAGUUAAUUGAAUGGUCCAUGCUCUUAAUUAUGCAAAGAAAAAAUGAGCCGUGCCAUGAGAAAACCAACAUAGUGGGUAUGCGACCAGCAUGGAUCCAGACCAGCCUGCGCAUCCGCGCAGUCUGGUCAGGCUCCAUGCUGUUCGCUUUUAAAGCCUAUUGGAAUUGAAGAAACUAUCAGCAAACAGCAUGGAUCCUGACCAGACUGCGCGAAUGAGCAGGCUGGUCUGGAUCCAUGCUGGUCGCAUACCCACUAUGUUGGUUUUGUCAUGGCACGGCUCAAAUGCUGAUUUCAGUUGAUGACUGGUCAUAUUAAAUGAAUGAGAGCUCCGUGAACGAUGAUAUUGGGUGAAGGAACAAGAUUUUUACAAAAUUAUUGUCUAGUCAUGUAUUGAGGAUCUUGUAAUGUGAAAGAAAGAUAUUAUGAUUGGUUAGCUGCUGGGUGAACUCUCACGUACACUUAUUUUUACUUUUUCAGUCUAAUUAGAUAGAUUUGUUCAGGGGUGGGGGGAAGUGGGAUUCGAUGGAGAUUUUAGGAAAUCCAUGUAGUUUUUUUCUUUAAAGAAAGCAUAUUGAACAAAAAAGAAGUUUUUAAGAUAAAAUGUGAAUAAAUUCGCAAUGUGUAUUAUUUUUGCUAACAUUGUUUUGUUGCAAUUUAUUUAAAUAUGAGCUAAUAUUUACAUACAAAAGUGUUCAAUACCUCACAGAUUUAAUGUACCUUUUUGAACGUUUUCAAUCAUGAGAUGGGUUUGGUAUAAUAUAAUAAAUAAUAUUAUAUUUUGAUAUUUUGUUUUCAAUACUUUGAACUCGGGAGUAAAUCAACCCCUUGUUUGAAGAACUGAAACUGUUAGGUUUUGGUAUUGAUUAGGUCUUAUUCAGAAUGGGGUCUGGAUUAUGGGUGGGGUUAGUCAUUUUAAAGCCUUUUAUUCAAAAAACAAAGCUACUUUGAUUUAACUAGAAAUGAUUCGGUACAGCUUUAUUUAGUAUAGAAUACUGUCUCGGAGAGUGGUUGGUUAUUACAAAACAUUAAAAAGCAAAUUUUUUUUUAGUAUGAAAAUAAUAGUUUCUGUCUAAAGGAUAGUGUAUAGUUGUAGAAAAGUUGGAUCAUACCUGAAAGCAUUAAAUAUUUCCAGAAAAUAGGAUUCUUGUAAAACUUUUACUUUAAUCAUGUCUCAUCUAAAGAAAUCAUGACUGAAUGUGUGAAUCAUCAGUAAAAUAUUCAUUAGUAUUUAUUUUGUGAUUCAGUAUGAAAACUGUGGUUAUAUGUUAGUUAAUGGUGAUUGUCAGGAGAUUGACAGCUGAUUGUCGGGUGAUUGACAGAUGGUUGUCGGGUGAUUGCCAGAUGAAUGAGACUGUGCACUUGAGAAUGCUUGAUUUUAUUGCAAUUUUGCAACAUUUUACUAAAAGUAUCCAAAUAAUGUAUAUAAUUUAUGUGAAUAAAUUUUUGCAAGAUUUUGCAAGACUAUAAAUACACUUGUGUACAGUACUGUUCCCGUGUUUCAUUUGUCUGUAUGUUAACAGUACACAUUUUAUUUGUUUUAAUGUUAACGACGUGUACUAUAAUUGUUGAAACCAUUAUGUGCUACAUGCAUUUGUUUAUUUUAGAAGUAAUUUUUGACACUUGUAAAAAAUGAGCUAUUUUUUUAAAAGUAGACAAUGUUUGGUCGGUGACAAGCGACAUUGUCUUCUCUGACUGUUGGCUUUAAUAAGGGCUGCUUUAAAAAAUGGUCUAUACUGUACUACAUAUACCAAACUGUUGAAUUAAAACAAAUACCCACUGGCCUCAUACUAUUAACAGAAGAUCUCCUUGGUAGAGAUACAAAAAAGGGACCAUAUUGUUUUACCUCAGUAUUAAGAGAGGUCCUCUAAUUGAAUCUGGUACUUAAACUGGGAUUUCUAGAAGGGUAGACAUUAUGUUUAUUCCAGUACUAUUACCUUUUUUUUUCUCCAAAAAUAGGUAGACAGAAGUUUGUGGCAGAUAUUAAGCAGACUGCUGGUCAGGCCCCAAUUUCACGGAAAAAAACUUAAGUAAUUACUUAGCUAAGUCUGUUAUUUCAAAUGCCUGUAUUUGCUCUUUAUGUGUCUUUAAUGUUGAUUUUUUCAGCUAUAACAGAACCAUAUAUGAAUGUUUCAUAAAUAAAAAGACAAGAAUUCUGAAUUUUAAAGAAAACGAAGUAUAAAAAUAAGGAAUAUACUUAAGAAAAUACUUAAGUUGGUUAUAUUGUGCUUUAGUAGAAAUGUGAUAUUUGCUUGACUAAAAUAAGUACUGCAGACAAAAACUACUAACCAUAGUGUAAUUUAGCUACAAAUACAUUGUUAUAGAAAAAAUCAACAUGAAAUAACAAUAAAUUAAGCAAUAGCAUAAUUUUGAAAUAACAGACUUAACUAAGUAAUUACUUAAGUUUUUUCGUGAAAUCGGGGCCAGAGACUUAAAAAAAAAGAUUCCUCUUAAAGGUUUUGCUUUUCUGUACACAAAAUAAGAAAAGAAAAUGAUAAUUUUAGCAUAGAUUUCAAAUAGUUUUUAGUUGAACAAAAUUAUAUUUUUUUAAUGAGGUAGAGAUGUUUACCUCACCUUUUCAGUACUGGCAUUAUUUUAGGCACAAUUUUCUCCACAUUAUUGGUAAAAUAUUUUGUAAAUGUUUAGCGAUAAAUAUUAGGUACCAAACAACAGUUAUCUCCACUACUCUUGUGUGCAUAUUACUUAUGCUGAACAAAGAAUUUCUGACAGGUGAAAAAUCACUGUAGCGUGGGCAGACCAUUAUAAGAAUAAUAUACUUAAUAAUUCUAUGGGGUUUGAUAGAUUGAUUCUGUUCUGACUCUGACUUUUUGAAUUUAAGGUAGCAGGUCACAUAAUGACAGUCUGCAAAUUUCUAUCCAACUGUUAUGUUGUUUGAUAUUUCCAUAUUCUUUGGCUGUAAUGCAAGGAGCAGGUGGCAUUUCGUAAAAACACAAGAAUGCCAAAGUUGGAUAUGCAGUUGAAUGAAAAUUAUAGAUUGUUACUAUGAGUCUGCUACCUUAAAUAUUUGGUCAUUUUGAGUCUGAUAGACAGUUCUCAAGUUCCUAUUCUUUCUUAUCCAAAGAAACAAAUGAAUCUUAACUACACUGGAUUUUACGUUUUAAUGAUGUCUUAUUCAUGUUUCCAUGUUUCUUACAUAUUCACAAAAUAUUUGCAAAAAGGCUGUUUCCCAUAAUGUUUCCAUACACUGAUUUUAAAUUCUUUUAUGAAUUUUACCAUCUAUUGUAUUGUCACCUUUUAUUCAAGAAAAUUGUUACACAUGAAAAACAAAACACAAUGUGAUGAAUAUAGCCAUAACAAGUGUCAAAAACAACAAAAAAUAAAUGGAGAUAUUUU
Molecule: messenger RNA, 11963 nt
Organism: Mercenaria mercenaria
Lineage: Eukaryota; Metazoa; Mollusca; Bivalvia; Venerida; Veneridae
Product: serine/threonine-protein kinase tousled-like 2
Exons: 22
Coding region: 441-2642 (733 amino acids)
Biological process (GO): peptidyl-serine phosphorylation; chromosome segregation; intracellular signal transduction
Cellular component (GO): nucleus
Molecular function (GO): ATP binding; protein serine/threonine kinase activity
Source: RefSeq, a predicted model, not a curated record